Messenger RNA from Numida meleagris (helmeted guineafowl), 3030 nucleotides. It is a transcript of the gene TRIM28, whose product is annotated as tripartite motif containing 28. Gene Ontology annotation, cellular component: nucleoplasm; RNA polymerase II transcription regulator complex; chromatin. The transcript has 18 exons. Lineage: Eukaryota; Metazoa; Chordata; Aves; Galliformes; Numididae. The coding region runs from base 64 to 2550 and encodes 828 amino acids. Gene Ontology annotation, biological process: positive regulation of DNA-templated transcription; protein sumoylation; negative regulation of DNA-templated transcription. Gene Ontology annotation, molecular function: ubiquitin-protein transferase activity; zinc ion binding; transcription corepressor activity. The record is from RefSeq and is a predicted model, not a curated record.
GUUUCCAGCCCGCGCGCGCUCGUGGGUCCUGCUGGUGAGGGGCUGAGGGGAGCAGCGGCCGCCAUGUCGGCUCCGGUGGCGGAGGCUGCGGAAGCGGCGGGCCCGGCCGAGAAGCGCCCGGACCUCGUGGAUCUCCUGGAACGCUGCGGGGGCUGCCGGGAGCUGCUGCAGGCCAAGAGUGAACCGCGGUUGUUGCCCUGCCUGCACUCGGUGUGUCGGCAGUGCCUGCAGACCGGCCCGGGGCCUGCUACCGACUCCGAGCCGGGCGGGCAAGUGGUCGACUGCCCCAUCUGCAAGCACCAGUGUCCUUUGCAGGAUGUGGUAGAGAAUUACUUCCUCAAAGACAAAGGAGCAGAGACAGCUGAUGCCAACCAGGCCUCCUUUCAGUGCUGCACCAGCUGCGAAGACAAUGCUCCUGCCACCAGCUUCUGCGUGGAGUGCUCGGAGCCACUCUGUGAUACCUGCGUGGAGGCCCACCAGCGGGUCAAGUACACCAAGGACCACACGGUGCGAGCAGCAGGCAACACCAAGGUGAAGGAGGUGGAGCAUACUGUGUACUGCUCCGUGCACAAGCAGGAGCCACUGGUGAUCUUCUGUGACACGUGUGACACGCUCACCUGCCGCGACUGCCAGCUCAACGUGCACAAGGACCAUCAGUAUCAGUUCCUGGAGGACGCGGUGAAGAACCAGCGCAAGAUGCUGGCCACGCUGGUGAAGCGCCUGGGCGACAAGCACGCCAGCCUGCAGCGCUCCACCAAGGAAGUGCGCAGCUCCAUCCGCCAGGUGUCUGAUGUGCAGAAGCGGGUGCAGGUGGACGUGAAGACGGCCAUCCUGCACAUCAUGAAGGAGCUCAACAAGCGCGGCAAGGUGCUGGUGAGCGACGCCCAGAAGGUGACGGAGGGGCAGCAGGAGAAGCUGGAGCGGCAGCACUGGGCCAUGACCAAGCUGCAGAGGCACCAGGAGCACGUCCUGCGCUUCACCUCCUGGGCCCUGGAGAGCGAAAACACCACGGCGCUGCUCCUCUCCAAGAAACUGAUCCACUUCCAGCUCCAACGUGCCCUCAAGAUGAUCGUGGACCCGGUGGAGCCGCAGGGUGACAUGAAGUUCCAGUGGGAUCCUAACGCCUGGACCAAGAGUGCUGAGAGCUUUGGCACCAUCGUGUCGGAGAACAGCCUCCUCCCACCGUCCCUCAGCCCCCAGCCGCCGACUGCCAGCCCCACUUCAGGCCCCUCACAGGGUUCCCUGAAAGCCACAGUGGUGAGCAAAGGGCAGUGUGCCCCCAGCCCCCUCCUGCAGUCCCCCAAAGCACCCCAGCCCGACAACAAGCAAGGGCAGGAGACCCCUGGCACCCCCCAAGCUGGCGAGGAGGGGGUGGGGACACCAGACAUGCCUCGGUGUCCCUUGGGAACUGAGGGUUCUGACCUGUCCCCCCCCCACCUCGAACCUCAGGUGUCUGAGACCCCCAAGGAUGCCAACGUGGAGCUGGCAGGUAAUGCCUCUCCUGAAGCUGCUGGCACAGGAGUGAAGAGGAGAAGACGUGUUAAUCCUCCUCACCAGGAGGUGGAAGAGAAGUUUGUUCCAAAGCUGCUCGUUAAGCGGAGCCACCCCUCAGGGGGCCCCCUGCUCCGCAAAGUGCCGCGGGUCAGCCUGGAGCGCCUGGAGCUGGACCUGUCGGGGGAGGUGCAGCCCCCCGUCUUCCGCGUCUUCCCCGGCACCUCGGCUGAGGAGUUCAGCCUCAUCGUCAUUGAGCGGGGGGCACAGCCCCAGCCCGCUCCUCCCCCCCUACCUACUGUCAAGGAGGAGCAGAAGGAAUUGUCCAUCGGAGACGCCGAGGACAUCAAACCUGUGGGGCUGCCUCCCGAGCCCCCCAGCCGGGUGGUGGGAGCACCUGAAAUCCCCCCGGCACCCAGCGUUGCCCCCCCAGGGACCCACCGCAACGUCUCCUGCUGCCGGGUCUGCUGCCAGGCCGGUGCUGUGGUGAUGUGUGACCUCUGCGAGCGCUGCUACCACCUCGACUGCCACCUCCCCGUCCUCCAGGUGGUCCCCAGCCACGACUGGCGCUGCCUGCUGUGCCAGGACCUGCCACCCCCCACUGAAGAACUCACCAACGGCGGUCCCGAGGAGGGCCAGCUCCCCACGCUCUGCCCCACGGACCAGCAGAAGUGCGAGCGCGUGCUACUGGAGCUGCUGUGCCACGAGCCCUGCCGCCCCCUGCACCGCCUUUCCAGCUCCAUGGGGAGCAGCGACGCCAUCGACCUGACCCUGAUCCGUGCCAAGCUGCAGGGGAAGCUCUCCCCCGGCUACACCUGCCCCGAGGAGUUCACCAGCGACAUCGGUCGCAUGAUCCGGCAGUUCAACCACCUGACAGAGGACAAAGCCGACGUGCAGUCCAUCCUGGGCGUGCAGCGCUUCUUCGAGGAGCAGCUCAGCGCUGCCUUCGGCAGCCGCAGCUUCUCCACCCUCCUGGAUGCCAGCAUGCCCAGGGAAGGGGCUGAAGUCUCCGCAGCAGCCCCCCCCACCCCCCUCCCUGCCCCUCCUCUGGCCCCCUGAGCCUCCUCGCAUUGCUCUGGGCUGGUGGAUAGAGUGGAGCUGAGCGGGUGGGCCUGACAUCCUCAGCGACCAGCAGGAGGGGCGAGGCAGGGGUAUCCCCGUGUUUCCCCCGGGGCUGUGGGGCUCUCCCUGCAAUCCGUGUUUUUUUUUUUUUUCCCCCCCAUCCUGUGGGGCUGUGCUGUUUCACCCCUCCUCUUGUGUUUGUGGGGUAGACCUGGUGUCCUCAGAAACAGGAGGGCUGGGAGGUGAGGGCCUCCUUGUGCCCCCUCUGCCCAUCGUGGCUGGCCCCCUGGUGUUUUAUUUGGGUUCUGUUUUUCUUUUUUUUUUCCCCUCUCCCAUGGGUCUGUCCUGUGCCCCCCCCACCGCCGCGAAUACGGGGCCAUCCCAUUCUUAUGGAGGUUUUCCCUCUUCCUUUUAUUGGGAGUGCCCCCCUCUAUCUUUAUGGUAUUAAUAAAUAAAGUUAUUUCUUAAUCUCUUGGA